Molecule: messenger RNA, 3776 nt
Organism: Myripristis murdjan (pinecone soldierfish)
Lineage: Eukaryota; Metazoa; Chordata; Actinopteri; Holocentriformes; Holocentridae
Gene: trdn
Product: triadin
Exons: 31
Coding region: 1-3249 (1082 amino acids)
Cellular component (GO): membrane; sarcoplasmic reticulum
Molecular function (GO): signaling receptor binding
Source: RefSeq, a predicted model, not a curated record
AUGACAGAGACAGUUGAAGUGCGUUCCUCCACCACCACCACCACCAUGGUCAUCGACAGUAAGAACGGAGGUGUUGGGUCGCUGCCUGCACGAAUGUCCAAGAAAACAUUUACGGAUGACCUCUAUUCCACGUUCAGCUCCCCGCUGGCCUGGAUCCUGGUGCUGGCCCUCAUCAUCACCUGGUCUUGUGUUUUUAUCAUCAUGUUUGAUCUGAUGGACUACAAGACCCUCUCGGGUGGCCGCUCGCCUCCUGUCAUCAGGAAAACUUUAAAGGAAACAGGGCGUAGAGGAGGCCUCAGCAAGUUCAGCUCAGAUCCCAUGAAGGUGGUGGACCACGCGGUGGAGGAGUCAUCAAACCUGUUUGACCUUAUAUCAAACUUUGCUUCCAGCCUGAUUGCUCCUGAUGACACUGAAGAGGAGGAGGAGGAGGAAGCAGGAGAUUCCACUGAAAGAGAGGAUGAGGAAGAGGAGGAAGCAGCUGAGGUGGAAGCAGGUGAUGAUGAGGACGAAAGCAAGACAGAUGAAGAGGAAUCUGCUGAAGAUGAAGACGAAGCAAAAGAUGAAGAAGAUGAAGAGGAUGAUGAUUAUAUUUCUCCAGAACCUUCUUCUGAGGAGGAUGACGAAGAUGAGGAAGACGACUCCUCUGUGCCCUCUGAUACUGGGUCUGAUGUGCCCAUCGACACUGAGGACGACAUAGAAGAUGAUGAGGAGGAGCUUGAUGCCAUACCUAAACCUAAAACUGCUGACAAAGAUGAUGAAGAUGAAGAUGAAGAUGAAGAUGAUGAAGUGAGCGAUGAUGCAAUCAUUGACACCACAGAUGAGGACAAACUCACUGAAGAUGUCAAAACAUCAGAUAGUGAUGACCUCAUCAUUGAUCUUCCUCCUCUUCGUGCUGGGGUUGUUGGAGAUGAUGAUGACUACAAACACCUUGAUGAAGAUGUCCAAGUUGGUGCUGACACUGAGGAUGAUGAUGAUGAUGAUCUUUUGGAUAAAUCAGUCGAUGACGACUCCGUUGCCUCCUCUGACCACUUUGCUGAUGAUGAGGAAGAUGAAACGACUGAUGCUGACCUUGAAGACCUCGACCUCGACCUUGACACACCAGCUGAUGUUGACAUUAAAGAUGACCACGCUGAACUUGACAAAGAUGAAGAUUUCGCUCAUUACAAACUUGAUGACUUGGAGGGCAUCGACGAUGAUGAGGAUGAUGAUGAUGAUGAAAAGCACGAUGAGGAAGAACUCAAGGUUCAUCUCUUUGACAGCGAGGACAGCGGAGUCUUAGGUGAUGAUGACGACGAUGAUGACGAGGAUGAUGAUUCUGCCAAGACAGAUGAAGAAUCUGUAGGAGAGACUGUGUUCAGCACUGACUUCUCCUAUGACUCAAUUGAUGAUGAUGAUGAUGAUGGUGAAGAUGUUGAUACCAGCUCCCUUGACUUCAGCUUCGAUCACGACGAUGAAAAGGAGCUGAAAGAAUCACUGGUUGACUUUGACAAAGAUGACUAUGAAUAUAAAGAGGAAAUCACAUCAGAGUCCUUUGCCACCACUCCUGCACUUGGAGUAACUGUCCACAAGGAGGCAGUACAGACUGAGGCAGACAGUGAAGAGCAAGAGGACGACGCUGAAGAGGCACAUGAUGAUAACCAGACUGGAGCGACCGAAACAGAAGAGGCCUUUGAGGAUGAUGAUGAGAAAGAUGUGGAACCGUUGGCUGCAUUCCAGAAAACCAAAGACAAAACUCACAUCAGGAAAGAGGAGGAAGACGAGGAAGAGGAGGCCGAGGAGAAGGCAAGAGUAGAUGUAAUCAAGCCUGUAGCAGAACCUGAGGAGGGAGCGCCACACACUGAACCCACAGUGUGUACCUGUAUGGAUCCUGCUCAGGCCAAAGAGCCCUCUACCGAGACUGUUGACAAAAAAGAGGCAGAUGCUCCUAAGAAGGCUUCAGCUGAGAAAAUAAGGAGAAAAGAGCGUGAGGCUGCAAAGACAGAGGAGAAGCCAAAACGGAAAGCUCUUCCCAGAGUCGUGGGUGUGGUGGAGAGGGUGAGGAGAGUCCGGCGAGCUCCUGGCCUUCUCAGAGCCAAGAAAGAAGAGAAGGCCAAGUCCUCUAAGAAAGAGACACAGUCUCUGAAGAAAGCAGAGAUCCCAGCGUCUGGACAAGAGGUUGGACCUUGUCGGCCUGCGCCAGUCUAUUGCCCGUCCCCCCCUGGCUGGUAUGUUCAUCACAUAGUCACAGACAAUCCAUACCCACCUCCAACCAUGUCAGCUCCAUCAGCCCCUGUUCUAACUGCACACCCGAUCCAUCCUGGUGCUCCACCAAUGCAGCCGCUCUAUCCACAAUAUCAACCCUAUCAGCAGCAAGUGCAGCCGCUGGUGCAGUCACCACCAGAACCAGCACAACCAGUGCAGCCCGUACAGCCCACUGCUCCGACUCCAGCUCCUGCUGUCCAGCCUGACGUCCCAAUUCCAGCUCCUACACCUCAGCCUCAGGCGACAGCACAAGAGCCAGAUUCUCUUGAAGAAAAUCUGAAGGUUGUUACUUCAAAGAAAGCUGCAAAGGAGAAAACCAAGGUUGCUCCUGCAAAGAAAGAUAAACAGACGACAAAGAAAGCAGAGCCAGCAGCAACAAAAGAGAAAAGCAUAACUCCUAAGAAAGAGCCGGCAGCUGUGCAGCAGAAGAAGAAAACAGCCUCUGCAAAGACAGAACCACCUGCUGUCAAAGGCAAAGUCAAGGCAUCUGCAGCAAAGAAAGUUGCAAAGCCUGAACCGGAGCCCAUUAGACUGAGGGCGAGAGCAGUAUCUUUGAGGAGAGGAAACGUCACGGUAACCUCCCCAGCCAAAGAGGAGAAGCCUUCCAGGUCUCCCACUGACACAGCCAAAACAAGGUCGAAAUCAGCAGUGGGAAAGACAGCAGAAAGCGCCAAACAGGUGAAAAAAGAAGCCAAAUCCAAAGCAACACAUGGGGCUAAGGCAUCUCAGCCUUCCAAAGCCAGCAAAGCUGUCAAGGGUGAGAAGAAAACUGUCAAGGAGGCUCAAGAAGAGAAACUGCCAUCACAAGCCAAGGAGCCCCAGACUGAAGACAACACUACAGACAAGAAGAAACCAGGCCAGAGAUACUUCCAGUGCGUUUACGUCCCUGGUAAAAAUGCACAGUACCCUUUACGACCUUUGGCACCAGCGAUGACACCGGCCAUGAUGUCCCCUGCCUUUAGAUCAAUGUUGGAUCAGCAGAGAGCAGCCAGGGCUGCCGGGCAGUAGCACACCCUCUCGCCUCAUCUCUGCCAGAGCUGCAUCGCCCCGUCCAACACAGGGAGAUGUCAGAACCUGCGGAAUCUGUAAAAUCUGUCGAGAACCAGAGACUAAAAAGUGAGAGUGAUGAGUGGACAGAAAUAUUUAGUUUUUUACAUAUUUUUGUAUUUAUUUUCCUUCUCAGUGGUUGAGCUCCUGGGGUCAUCACCGAUGUGCAGUUUUCCUCUGUCCUCCUUUUGCUGGUGCUUUGCUGCAGCGUUUUAGCCACGCUCAUCUUCGCUGCUCUUAGUUUUGCUUGGUUUUUGAUUAACAUAACCAUCGUACUACAGAGUUGUGCUUUGUGAAUAUUGUAACUCCAUGCAGUGUACAUAAUGCAUAUGUUUAGUCAACUGUCUAUAACUGUCCAUUUUCUGUUUACACUGACAAGUCUAUUGCGCACAUCUGAUUUGGAAUAGUAACAAAUAAAUAAGAAACAAUUGGAACUAAAACUAAGUUUAAUGGUGUCCUCCAUUCAAAUGAGAUCAUAAAACCAAACA